Spizellomyces punctatus DAOM BR117 is the source of this 724-nucleotide messenger RNA. RefSeq lists its product as uncharacterized. The coding region runs from base 126 to 614 and encodes 162 amino acids. The record is from RefSeq and is a predicted model, not a curated record. NCBI's taxonomy places the organism in Eukaryota, Fungi, Chytridiomycota, Chytridiomycetes, Spizellomycetales, Spizellomycetaceae. The transcript has a single exon.
GCGUGUGACGUAUAACGUCACUCUAGGGAUCUCCGCAGCUGCCUUGACCCGAGCAGGGCUCCAGGCGGGGAUGGGCAUAUAUAAACCCCAUGCAAUUGAACCCCGACAGUAAGUGACUUCCAAAAAUGGCCACCAGAACAGAGCAAGUCCUCUCUCGCAAAGCGUCCAUUGAAGCAGAAAAAGUCGGAAAGACAUGCGCUCAUCUUGAAAAAGAUCACACUCAAGCCCCAGAGCUCGCCUUCCAGCACGCGCGCGAGAGGGCCGCGCAUGCUGCUGCGAUGUCGGCUCACGCAGCCGAAAAUUUACACCGCAAGGAAGUUCAAGAUGCGGCAAAAAUCAACGCUACCCUUGAGAAUCUGCGGUCUCGCUCGGAGCAUGCUCUGGAUGUAGCUGAGCAUCACAAGGCAGAGGUAUCGCAGCACGCCGCUGAAACCGCCGUGCAUCCAGCGAGUUUAGAAGGUGUUGUAAGAAAGGAACAGGAGAACGAGUUGAGGCGAAUGGAAUUACAGGAGGAGCUGCAACGAAAAGCUGAACAAAGCGAGAGAUUGAGGAGGGACAAGUUGGAAGAGGUGAAAGAGAAAGCGAGGGCGUUUGAAAGGCCCUUUGAACAUUGAAUUCCCGAUAACGUUUGGGAGGAUGGGAAAGGUGUGAAAAACAUUUUAGACAGGACUAUACCAUUACCCACAAAUUGUACAGAAAUAAAAUACUGAAAUUGACGAACCCA